This is a messenger RNA of Balaenoptera acutorostrata (minke whale), 3403 nucleotides long. RefSeq names its product kinesin family member 6 (gene KIF6). The transcript has 23 exons. Lineage: Eukaryota; Metazoa; Chordata; Mammalia; Artiodactyla; Balaenopteridae. Gene Ontology annotation, biological process: microtubule-based movement. The record is from RefSeq and is a predicted model, not a curated record. Gene Ontology annotation, molecular function: microtubule binding; ATP binding; microtubule motor activity. Bases 86 to 2521 code for a protein of 811 amino acids.
CUCGCCUGAGGUGGCGGGAGUCAGAAGUUUUGGGAGCCACGGCCUGAGAGAGAGGUCAAGGGUCAGUGCAAAAACCGAGGAAGAGAUGGUGAAGCAGACUAUCCAAAUUUUCGCCAGGGUGAAGCCCACUGUCCGGAAGCAGCAACAAGGGAUUUAUUCCGUAGAUGAAGAUGAAAAAUUAACACCUAGCUUGGAGAUCAUCUUACCUCGUGAUUUGGCAGAUGGAUUUGUGAAUAAUAAGCGAGAAAGCUACAGAUUUAAAUUUCAAAGGAUUUUUGAUCAGGAUGCAAAGCAAGAGACCAUUUUUGAAAACAUUGCCAAACCAGUUGCUGAGAGUGUCCUGGCAGGUUACAAUGGUACCAUCUUUGCAUAUGGACAAACAGGCAGCGGUAAGACAUUCACCAUCACGGGUGGGGCAGAGCGCUACAGUGACAGAGGCAUUAUCCCAAGGACACUGUCAUACAUUUUUGAGCAAUUACAAAAGGACAGCAGCAAAAUAUAUACAACGCGCAUUUCCUAUUUGGAAAUCUACAAUGAAUGUGGUUAUGAUCUAUUGGAUCCAAGACAUGAAGCCUCCAGUUUGGAAGAUUUGCCGAAAGUGACAGUAUUGGAGGACCCUGAUCAGAAUAUCCACCUGAAGAACUUGUCUCUUCAUCAGGCAACCACAGAGGAAGAAGCUCUGAAUCUGCUUUUCUUAGGAGACACCAACAGAAUGAUUGCAGAGACUCCUAUGAACCAAGCUUCAACCCGUUCCCACUGCAUUUUCACCAUUCACUUAUCAAGCAAGGAACCAGGAUCUGCAACCGUGCGACAUGCCAAGCUGCAUUUGGUUGACCUGGCUGGUUCAGAGCGAGUUGCGAAGACUGGAGUCGGGGGCCAGCUUCUGACAGAGGCCAAGUAUAUCAACUUGUCACUACAUUACUUAGAACAGGUCAUCAUUGCCCUCUCAGAAAAGCACCGCUCACACAUUCCGUAUCGGAACUCCAUGAUGACCAGUGUCCUGAGAGACAGCCUGGGAGGGAACUGCAUGACGACCAUGAUUGCCACGCUCUCUUUAGAGAAAAGGAAUAUUGAUGAAUCUAUAUCUACCUGCAGAUUUGCACAACGAGUGGCACUCAUAAAGAAUGAAGCUGUUCUUAAUGAAGAAAUCGAUCCCAGAUUGAUGAUUAUACGCCUACAAAAGGAAAUCCAGGAACUGAAGGAUGAACUGGCCAUUGUCACUGGGGAGCAGAGGACAGAGGAACUCACAGAAGCAGAGUUCCUUCAGCUGGAAAAACGAAUAACAUCCUUUUUGGAAGACCAGGAUCCAGAGAGUAAACUAGAGGUUGGCGCUGAUAUGCGUAAAAUUCAUCACUGUUUCCAUUAUUUAAAGAAACUAUUGAAUGACAAGAAGAUCCAUGGAACAAGCAUAGCCUCCUCUGAAAUCAAAGAUCAAAACAGUCAAGAACCAUUAAAAGAGGAAGAAUAUAAAAAGCUACGAGAUACUCUACAGCAGAGGGACAAUGAAAUCAAUAUUUUGGUAAAUAUGUUAAAGAAGGAAAAGAAGAAAGCUCAGGAUGCCCUCCACUUCUCCAGCAUGGACAGAAGUGAACUGAGAUGCUCCCAGAGCUCCCCCUUCCCACCUGGGAACCCGGAAGGUCCGAGGAUGUUGCCACCCUCAGCUCCCACUCAGGCCCCAGACUCCAGCACUUCUCAGUACAGAUCCAGUUUGCUCCAUGGAAAAACAGGGAUGAGAGAGGAAAUGUCAUUAGGACGCCAGGAGGCUUUUGAAAUUUUCAAGAGGGACCAUGCUGACAGCGUCACCAUCGAAGACAACAAACAGAUUCUGAAGCGGAGAUUUUCCGAAGCAAAGGCCCUGGGAGAAAGUAUAAAUGAAGCAAGAAGUAAAAUUGGUCGCCUGAAGGAAGAAAUCACCCAGCGGCACGUGCAGCAAGUAGCUCUAGGUAUCUCAGAAAACACACCCGUGCCCUUGACGCCAGACCCGCUGGAAGAGAAGCUGCGAUCCCAACUGGAGGAAGAAAAGAGAAGGUAUAAAGCAAUGUUCACGCACCUGAAGGCGCUGAAGGUGGAGAUUGAGCACUUGCAGCUACUCAUGGACAAAGCCAAGGUGAAGCUGCAGAAAGAGUUUGAAGCCUGGUGGGCAGAGGAGGCCACCAGCCUGCAGGUAAACUCCCCAGCAGUGAAUUCAUUGAAUCACAUGAAACCCUUUCCCCAGACGCCAGAAUCCCAGCACGAAAGGUCCCAGCUUCUCUCUAACAAAAGUUCUGGAGACUGGAAAGUCCCAGAUCAAGGUCCACAGGUUGUCUCUUGCAGUGAUGUGUAUGCCAGGAAAAUCCUGCCCUCGCCUGGCCCCCUCCUGCACAGCCAGGAGCAGAGCAGCCCCAGCACCCCACUGGAGGACAGGAUCCCGGAGAGGCCAGUGUCAUCGGUCCCGCUCACGGGGGACAGCCGGACAGACUCUGACAUCCUGGCGUUCAUCAAGGCCAGACAGAGCAUCCUGCAGAGGACAGGUUUCCAGUAAGCGUCCACCGUGCAUUGUGGCGGCAAGAACGGAGUACAGAUGAAGGCCCUGUCUUCAGCAGUGAUCUGUGGGCUGCUGGGGGCAACGGGUGACUUUGAUUCUGGUGGAGGGGCUGCUUCUUUAAGGAUGAUAUCUUGGAGGCUGCCAGUGAGGCUGGGGCCAGGCUUACGGUGCCAUCCUUGCUGUGGGUGCCGGAGCUGCUGGCAGCCCGGCAAUGCCAGGGUGCUGGGGCGGGAUGAGGGCUUUAGCUCACUCUUGUGGUGGUGUUUCAUGCAGACGAUCAGAAACUUUGAGAUUGUGAAAUAGUACCAUCCUAGUGUAGUGGCAGGGGAAGCUCACACUGGUAGAAUGAGGGGGAAAUAAUAAUGGGUUAUUUUUAGCUACUUACCCACCCGCUUCCCUGCCCCAGCCCCUGGUUGAGAAGCCCAGGAAUGGCUGGGGCAGGCCACACAGCAGGUCAGAGCCAAAGACAAGGCAGUGGAAUCCAGGGCAUCUUGAUGGCCAGUCCUGAUCUCCCAGGCCGGACCCUCCGCCAUGGCCUGGACCACCCGUAGGCGGUGCCUGAAUCAGCUGUAUCUCCAGGGAGCCACCCCCGCUGCCCCACUGCAAGGUCUAUGGACAUGGCAGCACCCAGAGAGCAGCGGACGGCUCUGGGAGCUCUGCAGAGAGCUGAGAGGGGCAGUGUGGGUGCCCUGGGCCUCGCCCUCACCCCGCCUCUUAGGGCUCUGCAGGAUUUGGGCUGAUUCUCCCCGCUCCCACGGGGGGAACGUCUGGGGGUCUCGUCUCAGGAGCCCUCUCAGCAUUCCAGACACAGAUCCAGCGGCCCGGUGGGUGGGCCGCCCCACGCCCACCCCGGAGCCCCUAGGGGAACUGCCGCCUACC